Vigna radiata var. radiata (mung bean) is the source of this 879-nucleotide messenger RNA. RefSeq lists its product as uncharacterized. The transcript has 3 exons. NCBI's taxonomy places the organism in Eukaryota, Viridiplantae, Streptophyta, Magnoliopsida, Fabales, Fabaceae. Bases 1 to 879 code for a protein of 292 amino acids. The record is from RefSeq and is a predicted model, not a curated record.
AUGGGAAACCAAUUCCAGUACAGGCAAGGUAAUUUUAACCAAGGCAAUUAUAGCCAAGGUUGGAAGAACCACCUUAGUUUUGGACAAAAUCAAAGUAAUUAUUCUGGGCAGGCAGGAGGCUUCCGGCAGCAACAACCAUCACCUUUAUGGAAGCAGAUUGGCAAGUUGUCUAAAAGGAUAGAAACUACCGAGAAGAAUCAGUUUAGGGCUAACACUGAUGUUAACCCUAAGGACGAAUGCAAAGCUAUUCUGACAAGCAAUAAAAGGAAGGCAGAAGUGGAACCAAUUAAUUUUGAAAACAAUGAAAAAGAAGAUGAGGAGAUGAUGAGUGUUGACGAAGUCAAUGAGAAAAGAAGCAGUGAAGAUGAAGUUGAACUCACUUAUGAAGAAGAGGAUCCAGAAGAAGAAAUUAUUGAGCCAGAAGAUGAAGAUGAAGUUGAACUCACUGAUAAAGAAGAGGAUCUUGUUGUUCAACCCCAAAAGAUGAAUCAUCCGCCUAAGGUAGAAGAUCCAGGAUGUUUGAGAAUAUCAUGUGUUCUGAAUGAGUGUGAUGUAGGGGAAGCUAUGAUAGAUUCCGGAGCUAGCAUCAAUAUGUUACCCAAGCAUUUCUUAACAAAAUUCAGAGGGCUAGUAUUGAAGCCGUCUAGCGUUACUGUGAUGGUGGCGGAUAGAUCUAUAGCAGAACCAUUUGGUAUGGUGGAGGAUGUUAUUGUGCGAGUGGAACAGCUUGAGUUCUUAGUUGAUUUUAUUGUCAUGGACGUGGAAAAUGAUGAAAUGAUUCCUGUACCUAUGAGUGAAGAAGAAAGAUCCAUCCAUCCUGAAUUAAAGGAAGACCUAUUCCAACCAGGCAUUAAAGUGAAAUAUAAGAGGAGGGAGUAG